GGAAGUAGUCAGUGGGCAUGCCGGAAAUUCCUGCUGUUGAACAUCGGAUAUUUGUUUUCGCGAAUUUGUAAACGACUGUAUGUGAACUGAGAUAAUUUUUUCUAAGUUUAAUGAUGUUCUGAAAUUUAAUACUUCAGCAGCUGCACCAGUAUACUUGUUUGACUCUAGGGAGUUGUUAAAAAAGCACAUUAUUGUCUUUUUGUUGUCAGGCCCGAGGUUGGGCUAACGUUAGCCUAGCGUUCACUGUAGUUCUGCUAGCUAGCGUUAGCUUGUGCUAGCUAAUCCCUUAGCUCAAAAGUGUCUGUUUACUUAGCUAAACUUUCUCAUUAAAAGCGCUAUAAAGAGAACUCUGGAAGCAUGGCUGUAGUAAACGAAGGUGCCCUGAAGAAAAUGUUAAAGCAAUACAAGUACAGAGACCUGACUGUCCGUGAAAUAACAAAUGUCAUCUCACAGUAUAAGGACCUGAAGCCAGUUAUGGAUGCUUAUGUAUUUAAUGAUGGUUCCACCAGAGAUUUGAUGAGUUUGACAGGAACAGUCCCAGUGAGCUACAGAGGCAACGUUUACAACAUCCCAGUGUGUCUGUGGUUGCUGGAUACAUAUCCCUACAACCCUCCCAUAUGUUUUGUCAAACCUACUAGUGCAAUGAUGAUCAAAACUGGCAAGCACAUUGAUGCCAAUGGCAAAAUUUACUUGCCUUAUCUGCAUGAGUGGAAACAUCCUCAGUCAGACCUCUAUGGGCUGAUUCAAGUGAUGAUUGUAGUGUUUGGAGAGGAGCCUCCUGUGUUUUCUCGUCCAACCACACAGGCCCCUUAUCAGGCCUUCCAAGCUGCUGGACCUCCUAACCCUUCCUACAUGCCUGGAAUGCCUGCAGUCUCACCUUAUGGCCCAAAUCCCAACCCAGGAGGCUAUCCAGGAUACCAGUAUCCAGGGGGCAAUUCAUAUCCAGCCACUGCUGGCCCAGGGCACUAUCCCACUCAGACACCAGUCUCCACUGUGGGCCAAAGAGAUGGUACCAUUGGCGAGGACACCAUUCGUGCAUCCUUGAUUUCAGCUGUGAGCGAUAAACUUCGCUGGAGGAUGAAGGAAGAGAUGGACAGAGCUCAGGCAGAGCUAGAUGCCCUGAAGCGAACAGAGGAGGACCUAAAAAAAGGGCACCAAAAACUUGAAGAGAUGGUUUCAAGACUUGACCAGGAAGUGACUGAAGUUGAUAGGAACAUUGAGCUGCUGAAGAAAAAGGAUGAGGAGCUUAGUGAGGCCUUGGAGAAGAUGGAGAACCAAUCAGAAAACAAUGACAUUGAUGAUGUCAUUGUACCCACAGCUCCACUUUACAAACAGAUUCUGAACCUGUAUGCUGAGGAAAAUGCAAUUGAAGACACUAUCUUCUACCUGGGAGAGGCUCUCCGCAGGGGUGUCAUAGACCUGGAGGUUUUCCUCAAGCAUGUUCGCCUUCUGUCCAGGAAGCAAUUCCAGCUUCGAGCCCUCAUGCAGAAAGCCCGAAAGACUGCUGGCCUCAGUGACCUCUACUGACCCACACUGACUACCUGGAAAUAUUCAUAUCUUAAGUCUCACCUGCCCUGUUCUCUUGUGCUAUUCUUUUUAAUGUCUUCAUGUAGUUCAAGCGACCUCCCCCUUUUCAUUCUCUACGCAAUCUAUUCCUGUGAGACCGAGGAAUCAGACUUUGUUGUUCAACACGGUGAAAUUUGUGAAAAUUCUAACGUGUGGUCACAGUUGUAGUAUGACACUAUUUGUAUUUUGAUCCAACCAAAUUUUUUUUUGUCAUCUUCCAGUAACAGUCAUGACCCAUUACUGUUGUCACACACUGCCACUUACACACAGCUCUGUACGAGGUACUGCGGUUGACUCAGAAACAUGCUUAAUACACAUGCCGUUUUGAUAAACUUCAGUUGUGUGCCUAUGCUGUGUUUGUGGCUUUUGCCAUCGGUGUUUCUGGUUUAGCUAGGUUGCACAGGUUGAGCUAGGGUGUAACCAGUAUUUGCUACGCUCUGGUAAGGCCUGCAGAUUUUGUUAGCAAACCUUUUGCCAGACAAAGUCAUUUGGCUAGUAAGCACAAAAUGUUAGCGGCUAGUAAAGAGGGGCUUUGCAGAGGGCCCCAUCUGUCCAUGCCCCAAUGAAAAGGUUAGACUCUGAUAUAAAUACUCGGGGCAGCCUUUCAGGGGGGACAGUGGCUUAGCCUCAGGACUUAAUGUUGUAUGGGUCAUGUUCAGGAGCCAUGGAUUCAGAGGAUAGUUUUUCAUACAGUACAGGAGAUGACAAACAUAGACUUGAACUGUUUCCUCACUGUCUUGUGUGACAGUCUCCUUAGCCACACUUUGGACUCCAGUGCCACUUCCCCAACCAGGGUCUGAUCCCCUAGAGUCUGAUCCAUGUCAUGUAUGUGUUCUGGUGGUAUGUAUGGGGUUAUAUUAUGGUAUGUUUUGGUCACUUAGUGUGGUCUGCUCUGCAGUUUGCCUGAGGCUGCAUUAACUAAUGGUGUACAGUGUGUGUUGUGCUCUGUACAUUAUCAGUUUAAGAUGAACGGCAGAUGUGCUACAUUCUGAAAGGUAUUAUAAAGACAGUCCAGUUUUUCCUUUACUUUCCUAUUUUCCUUCUGCUGUCCUGUCAUUCUCAGCUCUACUGACAAGUUAAGAUUUUAUAUAAAUGGGGAAAAAAGUUGUGAAGGUACAAAAAAACAGAACUAUUGUACUAAUCAAAACAUUAACUUAUGUAAAAUUUGCAAACAGGUUUCAUUUAAAUUAGCCUUUUACUAAAUGCACUUUGAAUUGUAUGAUAGAAUUAUCUACUUUUUUUUCUAGUUUCAUUUCAACCAUAGAACACCUUUUCUUUUAUAUCUGUAGUUAUGUAAAUCAGUACAAAUAAAAGACAUCUGAU
Molecule: messenger RNA, 2889 nt
Organism: Sphaeramia orbicularis (orbiculate cardinalfish)
Lineage: Eukaryota; Metazoa; Chordata; Actinopteri; Kurtiformes; Apogonidae
Gene: tsg101a
Product: tumor susceptibility 101a
Exons: 10
Coding region: 358-1527 (389 amino acids)
Biological process (GO): protein transport; endosome to lysosome transport; protein modification process
Cellular component (GO): ESCRT I complex
Molecular function (GO): ubiquitin binding
Source: RefSeq, a predicted model, not a curated record